Molecule: messenger RNA, 2349 nt
Organism: Podospora anserina S mat+
Lineage: Eukaryota; Fungi; Ascomycota; Sordariomycetes; Sordariales; Podosporaceae
Exons: 4
Biological process (GO): gluconeogenesis
Cellular component (GO): cytosol
Molecular function (GO): ATP binding; phosphoenolpyruvate carboxykinase (ATP) activity
Source: RefSeq, a predicted model, not a curated record
GUUCAGGUUUGUGUGAAACAGGGCCGCCUGCUUCCGGAUUGGGAUGUAUCUUUGUCGCACCAAACAAAUCACAAAUCCACCCGGCGGAACGGCCCCAGAGAGAGGAAUCGAUGCAUCGCCGCCUCUCCGUCCCGAAAGGCGACACGCAGCGACAGGGGCCUCCUUCAGACUCUCCGGAAACAAUUCGUGGCCCAGCGGCCCAAUCAUUGUGAGCCCGAAGCAGCACCCACUCGCACCCGGUUCAGUCCCGGGCUUGGAGCCGUAAAUCGCCAAGUUCUACAAGUUGGAAUGCUGUCGUCACGCCUCAUUGGAUCUGCCCUGUUUACGGGCCCCACGUCUUUAUAUAUUCUCACUCCUCUGCCUCGGGUCUGUCUUAUCAGCACUUCCUGGUCAACACCUGCCGCAUACCCCAUACGCUCCGUACGCUCCAUACACUCCGGCUGUCAACCCUGCAGAAAGUGGAUUGCCCACAAGCCCCCAUCGUCAAGCUCGUCCCAGCUCCCGUGUUCCCUGUCGACGCUCAGCCCAAACCUAAGCCAACACGACGGCCGCGAAAAGCACUUAAGAACCAUGAACGACCCCGUUGCCAGAACCGCUUCUCCCUACACUGAUCCAUCCGUCAAAGGCCCUCGCAGCCAUCUUCUCUCUUCCCAACGUCCCUCGACCAAACCAUCCGACAUGCUCGUCAACACAGUAAACAAGACCGGCCUCCAUCCCGGCGGUGUCGUUCCUCACCACGAGCACACCGAGCUCGAGGAGGAGCUCCACGAGAAGGCUCACAUCGACUACAACCGUGUUGCCAUCAUCGCCAACCCAUCAGUGGCCGCCCUCUACGAGGAUGCUUUGGUCUACGAGACCGGCACUGCCAUCACCUCCAGCGGUGCUCUUACCGCCUACUCCGGCAAGAAGACUGGCCGCUCUCCAUCAGACAAGCGUGUCGUCAAGGAGCCAUCUUCCGAGAACGAAAUCUGGUGGGGCCCUGUCAACAAGCCCAUGACUCCUGAGGUCUGGAAGAUCAACCGUGAGCGUGCCAUCGACUACCUGAACACCAGAAAUCGCAUCUACGUCGUUGACGGCUAUGCCGGCUGGGACGAGAAGUACCGCAUCAAGGUCCGCGUUGUCUGCGCCCGCGCCUACCAUGCCCUCUUCAUGCGCAACAUGCUCAUCCGCCCCUCGCGCGAGGAGCUCGAGCACUUCCACCCCGACUACACCAUCUACAAUGCCGGUUCCUUCCCCGCCAACCGCUACACUGAGGGUAUGACCUCGGGCACCUCGGUCGCCAUCAACUUUGCCGAGAAGGAGAUGGUCAUCCUCGGUACCGAGUACGCGGGCGAAAUGAAGAAGGGUGUCUUCACCGUCAUGUUCUAUGAGGGCCCCGUCAAGCACAACAUCCUGACCCUCCACUCCUCGGCCAACGAGGGCAAGGACGGCGACGUCACCCUCUUCUUCGGUCUCUCCGGCACCGGCAAGACCACCCUCUCUGCCGACCCCAACCGCGCCCUCAUCGGUGACGACGAGCACGUCUGGUCCGACACCGGUGUCUUCAACAUCGAGGGCGGCUGCUACGCCAAGACAGUCGGUCUGUCGGCCGAGAAGGAGCCGGAUAUCUACAACGCCAUCAAGUACGGCUCCGUCCUCGAGAACGUCAUCUUUGACCCCGAGACCAGGAUCGUUGACUACGACGACGUCACCCUGACCGAGAACACGCGCUGCGCCUACCCGAUCGAGUACAUCAACAACGCCAAGAUCCCCUGCCUGUCCAACAACCACCCCAAGAACAUCAUCCUCCUGACCUGCGACGCCCGCGGCGUCCUCCCGCCCAUCUCCAAGCUCAACUCGGCCCAGACAAUGUUCCACUUCAUUUCCGGUUACACCUCCAAGAUGGCCGGCACCGAAGACGGCAUCCUCGAGCCCCAGGCGACUUUCUCGUCUUGCUUCGCCCAGCCCUUCCUCGCUCUGCAUCCCAUGCGCUACGCAAAGAUGCUCGCGCAAAAGAUCGAGGCCCACGGCGCCAACGCCUGGCUGCUCAACACCGGCUGGGUGGGCGCCGGUUUCUCCCAGGGCGGCAAGCGCUGCCCGCUCAAGUACACGCGCGCCAUCCUCGACGCGAUUCACUCUGGCGAGCUGGCCAAGGUGGAGUAUGAGAACUAUGGUGUUUUCAACCUGCAGGUUCCCAAGACUUGCCCCGGCGUGCCGGACGAGCUGUUGAAUCCUCAGAAUGCCUGGACUGCGGGGGCCGACAGCUUCAAGGCUGAGGUUACCAAGCUUGGUGGGCUUUUCUUGGAGAAUUUCAAAAAGUAUGAGAGCGAGGCUACGGAUGAUGUGAGGGCUGCUGCGCCGGUUGUUUAA